UUUCAGUUUCUGUUCAAAAGCAGCACGUAAGAGAAGAAUACUCCGAAAUCUAGAAGAAAAUCGAAUUUGUAUUAACAAAUUUUCAAAUCUCCACUCAUCACUAUCCUCGAUUGACUUUCUUAAAUUCUAUUGGUGAAAAAAUGAUUCAACUGGGAUUGCUCCUUCUACUCUGCGCUAGAGCUUUCGCAUAUCCUGCGCUUACGUCUACGCCUGAUCCUGCUUCUGCGGAUUCGGCUUCACUUCCGACCGCUUUUAUGGCCUCGGCUCCAUCUACGCCUGGUGCUAUGCCUGCGGCUACACCUACAGCUAUACCCGCACCCACUUCUAUGACUGCGGCUACACCUGUGACUGCUGUUAUGCCUACGGGUACACCUACGUCUACUUCUACGUCUACGUCUACCUCUUCGUCUUGUGAACAUUGUAAAAAUGUGCAAAUUGUGCAGGAUUUCGAUCUGGAAGAAUUCCAGGGGCGAUGGUACCUAUUAGGGAAAUAUGCUACCGCUUCUAAUCUGUUCACAAAAUGCAUGACUCCAUACUGGUCGCUGAACGAGGAAGGUACAUUAGAUGCGGAACUCGCCCUAAUAGACGUGUUAAACAACGUAGUAAUAACACAUACCGGCGUUACGACAUUCAUUGGAACUGAAGGAAGAUAUACGGUAGAAUACGAUGGAGUAGGUUAUGGAGAGCAUUGGGUUAUAUAUACAGACUAUACGCGUAUUUCCAUCAUAUUCACUUGUGGUGAUUUAGCAAUUGACGGAGAAACUAAUCUUUUUAUUUUGGGAAGAGAAAAACAGCUGGAUAAAGAUUCUUUCGUGGAAGUUUUGCAAUUUCUUAUGGAUAACCAGCUCAACGAUGUGGCACUGGAUUUACAAGAUUGGUCAGAAUGUCCAGAUAUGACCUGCUGAUAAAUUUUGCAUGUAAUUUUUGCCUUUAUGAAAUUUGCAUUAACAAAGAAUUGAUAAAAGUUACCUGUUUAAACUUUUUUAAUCGAAAGCUAAAUUGUAAUUCAAUAUGCUUAAUUGAGUAAUCACAUGUAAUAUCUUUACUUAACAGUAAAUAUUUUAUUUUAUCCUUGA
Molecule: messenger RNA, 1076 nt
Organism: Belonocnema kinseyi
Lineage: Eukaryota; Metazoa; Arthropoda; Insecta; Hymenoptera; Cynipidae
Product: apolipoprotein D-like
Exons: 6
Coding region: 141-905 (254 amino acids)
Source: RefSeq, a predicted model, not a curated record